AAGAGACCGGAUGUUGACAAAUUUCAUGUCACUGUUCUUAGAAGGUCGUUUGUUUUGUGAGAGAGCAGAUUUCUUAUCUGGGAUCUCUCUCUUCACUAUACAUUAUUCUUUCUCUCUCUAACAUUUUUUUUUAUUUGUUUCUUCACUUUGAAAAGAAAAAAAAAAUUACCCAACAGAUCGAAAUCGAUGAUCUUAGCUUCUUCAUUGUUGUUUCUACAACACCCACUUUGUUAAAUUGUUUUUUUUUUCUUAAAGUUUUUAUUUUUAUUAUAGUUUGAGUCAAAAGACUAAAUUUUUAUUCUCAAUUCAUGGUGGAUUCUUAAUAGCAAGUUAUUUGAGGAUGUGGGUUUGAGGUUUUCAAAUUUCUUUGCCCGAGAUUGAAUGGUGGAGAAUGAAUCAGAUUUAAUGCAUUUGAAACUCGUCCAUUUGAAAUAUGAUUUCCACCCGGUGGUGUGAUAGGGAUGGGAACCAAAGUUCAGAGUCUUCCAGGAUACUACUCAAUGAGAGAUCUUAAUGAGGAAUCCAGCAGUUGUGGCUGGCCCCUAUUUUAUGGAGAUAAAGCACUGGCAAAUGGGCAAUAUUAUCAGAACCAUCUUCCAAGUGCUGCGACAGAUGUAUGUUCAGCAUAUGAUAAGGAUUUUGUGAAGCAGAUGAUGCUUGAGCAUGAGGCCAUAUUUAAGAAUCAGGUGUUUGAACUUCAUCGUUUAUACAGAAUACAAAGAGAUUUGAUGGAUGAAGUAAAAAUGAAAGAAUUACACAGGAACCAUGGAUCUGUUGGUACAUCAUUUUCCCCAGGUCCUUUGCCAACUCAAAUAACAUCUGAAGAUGCUAAAAAGUGCAACGUUCCUAGCUUUCCAAUAACAGGAAGUUCUGCCUGUGAUAGGCCAUCGGUUUCAGGAGUUGCGGGCAUUCAUUCUCCUUUUGGUUCUAACAAAGGAAUCAAUAAGCAAACUUGUCUGUUUCAAUCACCAAAUGGAAGUAGUUCAAAAGAUGUUGAGAUACUGGAGUCUAGACCCUCAAAGGUGAGGAGAAAAAUGUUUGACCUUGACCUCCCUGCUGAUGAGUACAUUGAUACUGACGAAGGUGAGAAGUCUAGUGAUGAAAAGAUAAGUGGCACAACGACUCCUGAUAGAAGUUGUAGAAAUGGUAAGGGAGAUGAUGUAAAGCUUUUUUUUGGCAACGGUGGGAAGACUGGUGGCCAGGAAGACACUUCAAGAUCUGAGCAGUCUUUAAGGAGCAGAAAUGGUUUGGCUGACUUAAAUGAACCGGUUCAAGUGGACGAAACAAAUGAUGCUGCAUGUAUUCCUCAUCUAAACGAUAAGCCCUAUCAAGGGGCAACUGAAUGCGCUAAUCUAUCUGCCAAACAGAAGUCAAGGCUUUUUGGUUUUCCUACGGAAGAUUUACUCAACUCACAUCAUGCUUCUUCAAGCAAUGGGUAUUUGAAGAAUGAUGUGAAUGGAAAAGGGUGGAUUUCAUCAAAGGAGACAGGGCAAGCUAAAAGCAGUUCAAAUCCCAUUCCUCAAGUCUUCAAACAAGAGCAAUCAUUUUUUUCACCCCAAAAAAUGCAAGAUGUACUUGGUAAAGGUCCCGAACCUACAUCUGAUUAUCUAAGUAAUAGAAGUAAUACUGGUUUAUGGAGGGAAAAGACAAUCGGUGGUUUGGAUAUCCGUGAAAGGAAUAACGCUUACUCCAAUGGUAAGCAUCCAGAGUCUAUUAUAUCAUCGCACAGUCCUGGUCUCUUUGCAACUGCUCCUUCCUCAGAUUUUGCCAAGUCUUGGUCUCAGUCAGCUUGGAAUAUGGCAAGUAGUAGUCUAAACCAGAAGUUGAUGUCUGUUCAGAUGCCUCCAUCUCCAUUUCUAAAUGCAUCUGGUGCCUUGAGUAGAAGUUCCCAGUCACAUCAAAGCAAUGGAAUUUUGGGAGAUAGAUGGCCUUUGAAUAUCAAUUCCAAGCAUAAUCCAGGUUUUCACUGUGAGGCGUCUGUGCAGAAUGGAUUCAACCCCAGGAUUGCUGAACACUUCAACAAUGGUUCAGUAAACUAUAAUAAGGGUUCAAAUUUAAUUUGCAACGACAUGAUUGCCAGAAAAGAUAUUAACUUGAAUGUGCGGCUUUCAAAUGGUUUAUCCAAUGACUUAGCUACCCAGUCAAGUCUUGGGAUCAGAGAUCGAGAACAGAAGCACGAGGAGCAGCUUGCUGUGUUGCCUUGGCUUAGAUCCAAGGAUAUAUGUAAGAAUGAGACUCAAAACGCUGGUAGUAAUAGAUGCUUAACUAAUGGAGGAUUGAGUUUUCUCCAGGUUGCUUCUGUAUCUUACAAGGAUGAUACUGGAAAGGGGUCUAGCGUAACUUCAGGUUUGUGUUCAAAUGUUGUUGAGCCGAGUAGGAUAGAAGCCAGUGAGAGCUGUAGUGAAAAGAAAAUUCUUGGUGUUCCCAUAUUUGGUAUGCCUCUAAUUUCUGCGAAGGAGUCACCUUCACCCAUUUCUCCAUCUGUGUCAGUUCCUAGUCCAUCAGGCACAAAACUGGCAGAAAAUAAUCGGAAAAACCGGGUACUUGAUAUUAACUUGCCUUGUGAUGCUGAUGUUCUUGAGGUUGACAUGGACAAACAAGCUGCCACUGAAGUUAUUGUUUGUAGGGAAGGACUUCCUAAAAUGGAAGACAACUCUAGAAAUCAAUUUGACCUAAACUUGAGCAUGAGUGAGGAUGAAGCAGUUCUGACAACAAUUCCAACCACCAAUGUUAAAAUGAAGAUGGUAAUAGAUCUUGAAGUCCCCGCGGUUCCUGAGACAGAGGAGGAUGUCAUUCCUGAAGAAAAGCAGCUUGAAACCCCUUCAGUAUCACCACCAAGCCCACAAGUCACAGUUGAACAACCGCAAGAUGACUUUAUGAAGUAUGCAGCUGAGGCAAUUGUUUCCAUGUCAUCUCUUUGCUGCAAUCAAGUGGAUGAUGUGACUAGAAGUCCAUCAGAAAGCCCAAUGGUGGAUCCACUAAGUUGGUUUGCGGAUGUAGCGUCCUCAAGGGGAAAAAUUUGUAAGGGGAAAGGGGUAUCUUCCUCCAAAGAAAUGGAUUACUUUGAGUCCAUGACAUUGCAACUGGAAGAUAUGAAGGAAGAAGACUACAUGCCUAAACCUCUUGUUCCAGAAAACUUCAUGGUAGAAGAAACUGGAACAACUUCGUUACCUACUCGGACACGAAAGGGGCCAGCAAGGAGAGGGAGGCAGCGGAGGGAUUUCCAAAGGGACAUCCUUCCAGGCCUUACAUCUUUAUCAAGGCAUGAAGUAACAGAAGACCUGCAGACAUUUGGCGGGCUUAUGAAAGCAACAGGUCAUGCAUGGCAUUCAGGACUAACCAGGAGAAGCUCUUCUAGGAACGGGUGUGGCAGGGGUAGGCGGCGGUCACAGGUUCCACCAUCCCCCCCUCCUCCAGUAGCAACCAUUGAAACUUGUACCCCACUGAUGCAGCAGCUUAACAAUGUUGAAGUGGGUUUGGAGGAUAGAAGCCUAACAGGUUGGGGAAAGACAACAAGAAGGCCCCGUAGACAGAGGUGCCCGGCAGGUAUUCCUCCAUCAAUUCGGUUAACUUAAUCAUUGUAAGAGGCUUAAAUUUAUAGAUGAGAAUUUAUAGAGGGUAAGGAAGGCCAAUUUCUAUAUUGAUAGGACAUGUGAUGUCUAAAGUGCGGGAUUUCUCUUUGUACAUUUCUUCAAACCCGUAUUUGGAUAUAUGCUUGAUUUUCAGUUAGUCUUCGGAUGAUACCAACUUGUAUUAUUCCUGAAUAAUGUUGCAUGAUUUAUUCUUGGUUAUCUCUUUGAGAAUUGUUUUA
Molecule: messenger RNA, 3811 nt
Organism: Medicago truncatula (barrel medic)
Lineage: Eukaryota; Viridiplantae; Streptophyta; Magnoliopsida; Fabales; Fabaceae
Exons: 5
Coding region: 462-3575 (1037 amino acids)
Source: RefSeq, a predicted model, not a curated record